Symbiodinium sp. CCMP2456 is the source of this 1222-nucleotide messenger RNA. The record is from the annotation of a GenBank genome assembly. NCBI's taxonomy places the organism in Eukaryota, Dinophyceae, Suessiales, Symbiodiniaceae.
AUGGUCUGGGUCGACCGAGUUGCAGCUGCGGCAAUCGGGUACGGAAGCUACUAUGUUCCGGUUAGGAAGUACGAUGUGUACGACGGUCUGGUCUAUCAGUGGUUCUUCUGCUGUGGGAUUCUCAUUGGUGCACUGGUGGUGGCAGUGGCCCGAAAUGAUUGGCAGGCUGAAAGCAUGAGUAGCAGCGCCUUCUACGUUGCUCCCCAUGGCCUAUUGUCCGGCCUGCUGUGGUCCGUGGCGAAUGUCUGGGCUACGAGGGCUGUCCAGUACUUCGGCAUCGGCAACUACUACAUUUGGCACGAGUUGACCAACCUAUUCGGCACCUUCGUGAUCGGUGUCUUCGGACCCAGCCUGGGUAUUCCGGCAAGGCCGCCACGUGUGGAGUGGCUCGCUGGCCUCGGCUUCAUCUGUGUCUUCCUUGGCAUGAUCCCCGUCGUCUUCAUGCGCGACAAAAAGGAGGCCUCCUCCAAUUCCGCCGCCAGCCCACCGACGGAGACAACGAGUUUGGAGACACUUUUCCGACAAGAGCUGCAGGAAGGCUCCGGCUCGACGUCUCCGAACCACACCUGGACCCUUCCGGAGGUCCUCCAGGUGGCCCAAGAGUCCUUUGCUGCAGCCAAUGCGCUGACUUGGGACGGCACCAUAGGACGACCCGAUGCCCAACAGCUGCGACGCCUCCGAUUUGCAUCGGACCCACUGAAGCUCGAUAGCCUUGGCUGCUCCGGUGGACUUCCCAUCGCCGCGUCGCCCCUCCUCGAGGAGGCCCAGGCCCAGCCGGCUCCAAGCGCGGGCCGGGCCUGGCUCAAAGGCUGGCUGCUGUCUCUGGUCACCGGAUUGGUGUUAUCUCUUCAAUACGAGCCCAUGCUGCCGUGGAAGCAAAGCCUUGAAGCGCGCGGCUUCAAGCCAUCCGGGGUGGACUACGCCUUCUCCAAUUGCCUAGGCAUUUUUCUCUGCUCCACGGCCUACCUGCUCAUCGCAGGCGGCUGGAAGAGGCUCACGCGGCAACCCCUGCAGAAGCCGGUUCUGCGGCCUGCGCUGUUGGCCGGUGUCAUGUGGACCCUGGCCUCUUACUUUCAGCUCUACGCCAUGACGCAGCUGCCGUAUGCAGUUGCAUACUGCUUGAUCGUGGGUGGAGGCGGAAGGGCUGCACAACAAGAAAUGCUUAGCCCUGGCCUUCCUCGGAGUCUUCGUCGGCCUACUGCUCCUUGGGAUCGCCGCUUGA